Molecule: messenger RNA, 2442 nt
Organism: Amaranthus tricolor (Joseph's coat)
Lineage: Eukaryota; Viridiplantae; Streptophyta; Magnoliopsida; Caryophyllales; Amaranthaceae
Exons: 3
Coding region: 1-2442 (813 amino acids)
Biological process (GO): DNA integration
Molecular function (GO): nucleic acid binding
Source: RefSeq, a predicted model, not a curated record
AUGGCGGAAACAAAUCCAAACCAAAUCAUAACUAUGGAACAGAUGGAACACAUGUUCAGACUGUUUCAACAGAUGCAAAAACCAAACACAACCCUUGAAACUAUUUCUCCAGAUUUGAAAUUAGCUGAAAAAUUAAACUACCAAAAUUACACAACAUGGUGUAAAAUGAUGCAGAUAGCAUUAGAAAGCAGGGGUCGUCUCAGCUACAUCAUUGACGACCCUCCCAACACUUCAGAUCCUAACUACACAAAUUGGAAGCAAAAGGACUCAAUAGUCCUAUCAUGGAUAAUCUCAAACAUAGACACUGAAUUAAUAAAUCAAUUCCUAGAUUAUACGAUUGCAAAAGACCUAUGGAAGGGGAUCGAGGUCUUAUUGUGCAGUGGAAGGGAUGAACUUCAGAUAUUUGAUCUGCGUUCACAAGCAAAUAAUAUCAAACAAAACCAAGAUCCAUUAGAGAUUUAUUAUGGGAAGCUAACCACAAUAUGGAAGGAGAUAGAUCGAAGACAACCAAAUCCGAUGAUACACGCUGAAGACAUUACCAUUUUUAACACAUUCAUCCAAAAACAACACCUCUUCCAAUUCUUGGCCGGAAUUAAUGAAACUUUUGACAAAGAAAAAAGGGACUUACUGAAUCUUGACCCACUCCCAACAGUAGACAUGGCUUAUGCCGCAAUCAGGCGCGAAAUUUCACGGCGUGGUAUUAUGAUUCACGCUUCAUCAUCGGGAAAAAAUCCCUCAGAAAUUGGGAGUGGGUUGGCCGUCAAACACCACCGGUCAAACGUUUCAUUCCGGCGUGACAUGGAGGACAAGGCUUACCUGAAGUGUAGUUACUGUGGAGGAAGUAGACAUACAAAGGAAGGGUGUUUUAAGUUAAUCGGCUACCCGGAGUGGUGGGAGGAGCACCGGCAACGGAAAACCGCCACCAAGGCUCAGUCAAAACAAACCGGCGGCAAGGCUAACAUGGUCACUGGUGCCCUCCACAUCAAAGACAUGGUCACUGAUGAACCAACCCACGACAAAGAAGUCACCCAUGGCAACACAGGUGAACAGAAAAAGGGAAAAGGAGAAGACGGACCAGAGGAAAGAGAAAAGGGAGAAAGAUCUGAAAAUAAACCGGAUGCUCAGACAGGGACGAUUAUUGGUCAUGGUACUGAAAAAGAUGGUUUAUACUAUGUGGACGAGGCGAUUCAAACGGGUCACACUUUGCUUGCUCGUGGGUUCCCUGAUCAUCAAUUAUGGACUUGGCAUCGACGUCUUGGACAUCCAUCCUUAGGGUAUCUAAAACGUCUUUUUCCAUCAUUAGCUAAAAGUACUGUGGAUUUGGACUGCGAAGCUUGUGUUCUUGCAAAAAGUCAUAAGCAUUCUUAUUCUCCUAGUUUUAAUCAUAGCAGUGAACCUUUUGUUUUGAUACAUUCUGACGUUUGGGGUCCUGCACCUGAGUUUAGAAAACAUAGCUAUUCAUAUUUUGUUUCUUUUAUUGAUGAUUGUACUAGAAUGUGUUGGAUAUAUUUUUUGAAAAACAAAUCUGAAGUUUUUGAUGUCUUUGUUAAGUUCUAUAAUUUGAUUGUCACACAAUUUCAUGCUAAGCCUAAAAUCCUUCGAUCAGACAAUGGGGGGGAAUAUAUGAAUAAACAAAUGGAAAAUUUCUUUACUACCCAUGGUCUUAUUCAUCAAACCUCUUGCCCUCAUACACCCCAACAGAACGGCAUAGCAGAAAGAAAGAACCGUACUCUACUUGAAAUAGGUCGAGCCCUUAUGUUUGAAGCCCAUGUCCCACCUUAUUUUUGGCCUGAAGCUAUUGCUUCUGCUACUUAUCUCACCAACCGACUACCCUCAAAAAUUCUUCAGUUCAGAACCCCUCUAGAAGUCCUUCGUAACCAUACUACUAUCCCAUCUUUUCACUCCUUACUUCCUCGCAUUUUUGAGUGUGUUGUGUAUGUUCAUUUGCCCAAACCUGCUCGAACCAAGCUUGAACCCCGGGCUGGGGAGACUGUCUGUGAUGACUUGAGCUGGCUAACAUAUUCUGUAAUUGAUGAUCUGAACCCUAAAGAGCAAGUAGGUAAUCCCACAGACAUUGCUACGGAAAACAUAGUAUUACUUUCUCCUCAGACUUUCCCUACCUUGUCUGAAGCAUCCAAUGAUCAAGAAGUUGCCUGUGAGUCUCAAGAGGUAUUAAUUGAAUCUGAACCCCAAGUAAAUGAUGAUAUAUCUGGUAUUGUUAACUCACCCUGCAGAUAUGAAUUACCCCCAAGGAGCAAGAGAGGUGUUCCUCCAAGGAGGUAUGAUCCAGAGUUUGAAUCACAAAGAUCUCGAUAUCCUAUAACCGAGAAACUAGUAACUUGGCACAAACAGCUGUGGCAUUUCAAACCAGCCUAUACUCAAAAUCCCCGCCCAAGAAUACUGAAGAAGCUCUCCAAGAUUCGAGGUGGAAAAAGGCAAUGA